Messenger RNA from Lasiosphaeria miniovina, 3330 nucleotides. Its product is annotated as clasp N terminal-domain-containing protein. The record is from RefSeq and is a predicted model, not a curated record. Gene Ontology annotation, biological process: astral microtubule depolymerization; mitotic spindle assembly. Bases 1 to 3330 code for a protein of 1109 amino acids. Gene Ontology annotation, cellular component: mitotic spindle midzone; microtubule organizing center; mitotic spindle. Gene Ontology annotation, molecular function: microtubule binding. NCBI's taxonomy places the organism in Eukaryota, Fungi, Ascomycota, Sordariomycetes, Sordariales, Lasiosphaeriaceae. The transcript has 3 exons.
AUGGCGGACAAAAUCACAGACAGCCAGGUUGAGGACCUGCACGACCUCCUACGCAGCGACGCCUCAAUCGACGUCAAGGCCGACUUUGUCACGGUCAUCAAGUCGGGCAUCAAACAACACAAUGUUCCCGACCAGUCCAUUGCGUCGCUGGUCGACGCGCUCUGCACCGCCUCGGCGUCCCAGCACGCCGUGCUUGCCAAUGCCGGCUUCACAGCCCUCAAUCACCUGCUCGCCCGCCUUGCGCGCCAGGACCCAAAGUACUUGGCCAAGGAGGGCUCUCGCGCCACCUUGCCCCUCAUCGUUGACAAGCUGAACGACCACAAGGAUAAGAUUCGCGCGCUCGCGCUUCAGUCCCUGGGAACUCUGUACAAGGUCGCGCCCAUCGACGUCGAGCGCUGGGUGCGCAACACAGCCAUGGGUGGCAAGAACGCGAGAGCAAAAGAGGCAAGCUUGCACUGGCUGCUCCAGAUGCACCAAGAAAACGGUUUGCAGUUCCGGAGCUAUGUUCCGAUCUUAAUGGAGCUGCUCGAGGAUGCGGACGCCAUGGUCCGCGACGCUGCCAAGACCACGGUCAUUGAGCUGUUCUGCAAUGCCCCGAACGCUGCCAAGUCGGAUUUAAAGAGGCAGUUGAAGACAUUCAAGGUUCGGCCAGCAAUUGAGGCGGCCAUUGUCAAGGAGCUCGUUCCCAGCGCUUCAGCACCCUCCUCGCAGACCGACCACUCUGAUGAGCCAUCUUUGCCGCCUGCGGCCCGUCCUCACCUUGCAGCGAGCGCCUCUGCCCUCUCUACCGAACGCCCUGUAACUCCGGUUGUGGACACUCGCCCCGAGCAGGUCGAGCCCAUGUAUGUCAAUACCCAGCGCGAACUGGAUGAGAAAUUUCGAGAAAUGGCAUCCUACUUCGAAGGCAGGGAGUUGGAGCAGAAUUGGCAGAAGCGAGAGGAGAGCAUCACCGCCCUCCGGAAGCUUAUGGAGGGCAACGCAGCAACAGACUUUCGAGACAGCUUUCUCAGCGGGCUAAGGGGGCUCCUCGACGGCAUUAUCAAGGCUGUCACUUCGCUCCGAACCAGUCUCUCAAAGGAAGGCUGCAACCUUGUGCAAGAAAUGGCGAGGGUAUACGGCCCGGGUAUAGACCCAAUGGUGGAGUUACUUCUACAAACCUUCAUCAAGCUCUCGGCCGCAACCAAGAAAAUCGCCUCUCAGCAAGCCAAUGUCACGGUCGAUACCAUCAUUGGGAGGGUCACGUACAAUGCCCGGAUCAUGCAGCACAUCUGCCAGGCUAGCCAGGACAAGAAUGUCCAACCGAGGCUUUACGCGAGCGGCUGGCUGAAAACUAUUCUGAACAAGGAAUCUCACCACAAGGGGCAUGUUGAGCACUCGGGCGGCUUGGACCUUAUUGAGAAGUGCAUGAAGAAGGGUCUUGCUGACGCAAAUCCCGGUGUGAGAGCGGAGAUGCGAUCGGCCUACUGGAAAUUUUCGGUCAUCUGGCCCGCGAGGGCUGAGGCCAUCAUGAACGGACUUGACGCGACGGCCCAGAAACUGCUGCAAAACGACCCGAACAACCCCAACUCCCCCAAGAAGUCGGAUGGGCCUGUCCGUCCCGGCCUAGGGCUGUCCAAGAGCACUAUGACGUCUUCCAAGCCAAGUAUACGGGAAGUCAUGGCCCAGAAGAAGGCCGCCGUGUCCAAGAAUCUUCCAGCUCGUCCUGGCUCGGCUAUGGCCCAUUUCUCCCCUCCGAGGACCGUGUCAAACUCGUCUCAAGCCUCGGUUGCAUCCGGCACCUCGACAUCGACCGUCCGCACCAGACCCGAAUCCGUCUUGGUGGGCGCUCCAGGGGGAAUAUCCGGGGCCCCAAUGAGACCCACAAAGCGGCGACCGGAAAUGGCUGCCCGGCCAGCAACAGCAGGCCCCUACUCAGUGAGGAGCCAUGACCAGACUUCGGCCGAGCAGUCUAGCCCGCCUGAUAAGGUCAGGCCGAAGGCAGUCACCCCGAAGGUCGCCACUGUAUCGCCGAGACGGACGGUUCCUAGAACGAGACCGGGCCAUACUCCGACAGCCAGCGAGCCGAUUCUUCCAACACCUCCCAGGAUGGUUGCUGCUAGAGCAGCGGCUUCUCCCCGGACAAGCCCCUCACAUACAAAGCCCGCUACUCCACAGCUCGCGAGUAGUCCUUCAAAGGCCCACGAGGAUUUUACUAUGGUCAUGCCCGUUCUCGCGGCUCCCAAGGACCAAUCCCCGCGGGUUACCGAAGCCCAGUCUCCAAAGGCUCCGAAGGCACUGUCUCCGCAGGUGCCACGGCCUCCACCAGGUCCGAUAGAGGUUAUUAAGAUAGCCCAAAGCCCGCUUUCGAGACCCCUGAAGGUAUACGAAGAUCCAUUUACUGAGGCUCAAGCUGCACCGAACCCCAUAUUCACUAGGCCUGUCUUGGAGGAGAAGCCAGUAAACGAAGAUGCUGCAAUCUUACUGCGGCCAGAUGCAGUAAAUGGCAGCGUCGACAACCCCCCUCUCUCGCCGGAGAAACUGAAGCAGAGCUCCCGUCUGCUGGACAGCGGUAUCGCGAAGGUCAAGCAAAUGUCCCUUGACGUGCACGGAUUCCGCAAGCUUCAGAGUAUCAUUCGUGACAAUAGGGCUGUCUUUACGGAUGACAAGUUUGAUGCUUUCUUGCCCGGCCUGUUUGGGUUCCUCGAGGCGCCCCUGGAACAGCUCCCGCCAGAGAAGGUGCAAGACGUCAAGGCCCAGGUGCUUGCGACAAUCAAGCUUCUCCUUAGGAAGAUGCGAGAUAAUUUCCAGCCCCACGUUUCUCGGGGUCUGGAGAGCCUACUGCGCGCCCGCGCUGGCUACGACGGGCGCACGCACAUUGUGAGCGGCCUGGAGCUCCUCGCCGACGAGCUCGUGACACUUGGCGACGCAUCUGAGAUCACUCUGGUGCUCUCGCGCAUGCUUGGUACCAUGGAUGUUGACGCGCCUGGGUCGCGCUCGCUCAGUAUGGGCCUCCACGUGCUCAAGGAGCUCAUCGAUACACGCACCUCAUUUAUGCCUACGCAGGCCGAGGUCGAUCUCCUCGCCGGCCUAGCCUCCCGUUGCCUUGAAUCCCUUGAGUCGGCCGUCCGUAUGGAUGCGGUGCAUCUGUGCGUCGCCCUGCACGCCAGAGUCAGCGACGCCGUCUUUUGGGACGCGCUUAAAGGCGUUAAGGAUGACCCAAAGAGCCUAAUUACUUACUAUAUUGUCAAGAGGCAGAGGGAAACCGGUUCUACCCCCGGAUCGUCCGCAUCCCUGUCCGGUUCGGUGUUCGCCGUGCCAGCUGUGUUGGCUACUUCGGUCGUUAGCAACUGA